Molecule: messenger RNA, 1621 nt
Organism: Aspergillus nidulans FGSC A4
Lineage: Eukaryota; Fungi; Ascomycota; Eurotiomycetes; Eurotiales; Aspergillaceae
Product: aldose epimerase family protein
Exons: 1
Coding region: 278-1621 (447 amino acids)
Biological process (GO): carbohydrate metabolic process
Molecular function (GO): isomerase activity; carbohydrate binding
Source: RefSeq, a predicted model, not a curated record
CCAUCGGUCAAGCCUCGCAGUCCGAUGCCGGUACAAUUUGAUCUCAUUUACGGAGCGCGCAUCCCUGCCUACCUUGGUAUACUUCCGGAGGGCGAUUACGUCGUGGGCCAGGCAUUUGCGAGCGUGCGAGCGUCCCGGAGCCAAUUGACGGGAGACUCGCUGUCCCCCGCUCUUUUUCUCCGCACGAUGGUGACAUCCGGAGAAUCCUUCCCCUUUCCUUGGGCCUGACAGUUGAGAUUCCUGGGGAAUCUAUAAAGGAUACUUUAUCUUCCCGGCGAUGCUUUUGCCCGGGAAGCUGCAGCUCCGCGAUCACCUUCGGUUCCUCGUCUGUCCUGCGCGGUUCUCUGCACGCGUCUUACUCCUUUACUGCUACAUCUUCAUUGGAGUCCUCGCGCUCCUCACCUACACUAUGUACGUCAAACAAUCUCUACCGGCCUUUGUCCUGGGUCUAGUCGCCUCUUCGCAGAACGUCGCCGCUCUACCGCAGGCAAGCGCGGCGACCCCAAGUCCAGUCGCGGACCCGUAUAAGAUCUACACCAUCAGCGCCGGCAAUAUCACGGCCAAGCUUAUCCCGCACGGCGCUCGUUUGACUCAAUUGCUCGUUCCCGACCGCGAUGGGAUACUGCAGGACGUCGUUGUAGGCUUCGACGACCCAACCCAAUACAGUGACGACGACAACUUCUACGGCCCAGUCGUCGGCCGCUACGCGAACCGUAUCAGAAACGGCACUUUCACCAUUGCUGGCGAAACAUAUCAUACCCCUAAGAACGAGAACGACGGCCUUGAUACGCUUCACGGCGGCGAGGUCGGCUACGACAAGCGCAAUUGGACGGUGACCUCCUACACGAACUCAUCGAUAACAUUCUCUUUCUAUGACCAUGCGCUACAGGGCUUCCCUGGCGACGUCCUCACUCAUGCAACGUACACCGUUGACAACAACAACCCGUCGGGUCUCCCUCAGCUCACCACCAAACUCGUCUCCCUUGCCCUAACCGAGGCAACUCCCAUCAUGCUCGCAAACCACAUCUACUGGAACCUCAAUGCUUUCCGUGAGCCCAACGUCCUCGAAGACGUCACCCUCCAACUUCCUUUGAGCACGCGCUUCAUCGCCACGGACGGUAUUCUCAUUCCCAACGGCACAAUUGCUACCGUUGACGCUUACAAUGGCGCUCCGGACUUCACGUCCCCGAAACUAGUCGGUCAGGACAUUAAGAACGCCGUCGGUCUCUGUGGCACUGACUGCACGGGCUACGACAACUGCUGGCUCAUCGACAGACCAACAGGGUACUCCUCUGACGCGCUAAUUCCAGCUCUCUACAUGGCCUCCAAGAACACUGGCAUUACCCUUGAGGUCGCCACAAACACCCCCGCCAUCCAGAUCUACUCCUGUAAUGGGCAAGACGGGUCUGACCCAGUAAAGCCGUCUCAAAUUCAGCGCGCCAAGCAGGCCGGCUACAAUGGGCCGACUACAGUCGACAAAAAUGCCUGCGUUGUUGUCGAGACUGAGGGAUGGAUUGACGGUAUCAAUCAGCCUGGGUGGGGACAGACGGACAACCAGAUCUUUACCCCCGGUGGCCUGCCUGCCGUCAAUCUGGCUGUUUACAAAUUUGGAACGGCUUAG